This is a messenger RNA of Alternaria infectoria, 1314 nucleotides long. RefSeq lists its product as uncharacterized. The record is from RefSeq and is a predicted model, not a curated record. NCBI's taxonomy places the organism in Eukaryota, Fungi, Ascomycota, Dothideomycetes, Pleosporales, Pleosporaceae. Bases 1 to 1314 code for a protein of 437 amino acids. The transcript has 3 exons.
AUGCCAACGUUGACUUCGAUGUUGCCCACUGCUGGCUUGUUCUUACCGGAAACACUGCAUCGGGCUGACCUCCCCACGCAAGCGCCUACGGAGACCGAAGGAACGAGGCUGAAGUACUUCCAACGCAAGAUCGGGCGGCCGAAGCAGGAGCCCAGGAACUCUGAAGACCGGCGGCCAUCAAUUGCUAUUCCUAGGGAAACGUCCGAUGACAUCUCUUGCGACUUUCCAGCGAUACCGACUACUUACUACUUUGCGGACUAUGUCCUCACUACCGAGAAGGCUUCUGCGGAUACCAUCGCUUUCGUGAGCAUCAUCCAACAAGUGCGACAAGAUAUUGAUGAGGCGACGCGCCUUUUCAUCUCAUCGGCGGUUUCGAAUUUCCUGGAUGCUUACCCAAAUAAGCGGAGAUGGAUCGAGACUUCUUUGCUCGAGGUGCGGCGUGCUCUUAAUGAAAUCGGCAUGGAUAUGGACAAAGCCUGGGUCCACGAUGGAGAUGGCGGCACAGCUGCAUCGAAGCUCAAGCUUGAGUGGGGUCUAAGAAACCAGAAAAAACUUCUGAAAAAGAAGCAGCUGUUAGAUCAGUGCCACGCCCAGUUGACUGGCGCUAUCUAUGUCAUGCAAACGGCAGAACUCUGUGGGAAGCCUGGUGCUAUCGCAGAGACCCCCAUUUUUGAGGCUCCGGUACGACCUUGGGUACCUCAUGAUGAGAAAGACGCGCUACGUGGACCUUAUUCGAGGCAGAAAUAUCGAACGAAUCAAGCGAACGUCUCCGCAUCAAACAUUACGCUGGCGUCGGAAGCUGAAAAAGACGACGUCGAAACUGGUAGUGUCAAUUCGGUGCCUGUAGAGUUGGCCGGUAGUACGCCGGCUGACUUGGACAUCGAGGAGAGGCAAAAUUCACAGACCUUCCUGAGCCCUCAGGCGUCCCGCGAAUUCAAUUCUGAAAGCUCGGCACUAUCCAGACGGCCACGAGCACGCUCAGACUACUCCCGACAAUCCGUGCUUCGGGAACCAAGGCCUCGCGCCUCUAUCGAUGUCGUUCCUUCCUCCUCGAAUAAUGGCGAUGCAACAAUCGAGCGCACCGACUCCACUCUCUCCACACAAGCUACGGUCAGCGUCCCCAUGAGAAUGGCCAAACAGCCCAAUAACUUCUAUUCCAUCGAUCUCGGUGACGUCGACCCCAACAACCGGUCAUACGUUACCUAUAGUCCCCGAGACUGCGCCUAUGACGGAUGCGAUGACAGACGGUCUACCAAACAUCGCAACCAAGACUACUGCAACUCAGCCAUCGCCCCGCCAGCUUCCUACAAGUAG